AUGCCGCACCAGACGCUGAGGUAUGCCAUGAUCGGAGGCGGCCAGGGGUCGUGGAUCGGUGAAGCACACCGGAAGGCCUUGGCUUUGGAUGGAACUGCGAGGCUGGUCGCAGGCUGCUUCUCAUCCAGCCGCGAGCGAUCUCUGGCCUUUGGGUUGGAGUUGGGUUUGACGAAUGAAUCCCGCAUAUACGGCUCGGCUGCAGAACUGGCAGAGGCUGAAGCAGCUCUUGGAGACCUGAAGCCACACUUCGUGGUCAUCUGCACACCGAAUCGAUGCCACUUGGAGCAGAUAAGCCUGCUUGCAGCUAAGGGCUUUCCGGUAGUUUGUGAUAAGCCGCUCUGUGAGACCCUGGCGGAGGGGAAGCAGGCACUUGAGGCUCUGGGCUCGGGAUUGCUUGCAUUGACCCACUGCUAUGCAGGCUACGCCAUGAUCAAGGAGGCUAGGUCAUUGGUAACAAAAGGACGCCUCGGAACACUGCGCAAGGUGGUCGUUGAGUAUCCGCAGGGUUGGCUGGUGCCAGAAGAGGGCAAGCCAUCGAUGAGCGCUUCAAGCGGCGUCUCCAGCAUGGUUGAUGUGGGCACACAUGCAGAGCACCUUGCUCGGUAUGUUACAGGCCUGGAAGCUAAGGAGGUCUUUGCUGACGUUUCCAGCUUUGUAGCAGGUGCCCCCCGAACACCGGAUGACUUCAACGUUCUAGUACGCUAUGAGGGUGGUCAACGUGGAGUGCUGAUCGCCUCGCAGUCCUCGUCAGGCGAGCAGAACUGCCUACGCUUGCGGGUAUACGGCUCGGAGGGCAGCCUCGACUGGAUGCAGGAGGAGCCUAAUGUGCUGACCAUGCGCCUUCGUGACCAGCCGGUGCAGACACUGCACAGAGGGCAGCCGUACCUGUGUGAAGAGGCUCGUUCUUGUUCACGCUUGCCUCCUGGGCAUCCAGAAGGUUACCUGGAAGCCUUCGCUAACAUCUACCGCAGUUUUGCUGCAGCAGUGUUGGCACGUGAGCGUGGCACUGAUCUCAAAGUGGAUUUUCCCACGGCUGCUGAUGGCAUAGCCAGUUUGGCUUUCGUGGAGGCAGUUUCCAAGAGUGCUGAGACAGGAACUUGGGUUCAUGUGUAG
Molecule: messenger RNA, 1113 nt
Organism: Symbiodinium pilosum
Lineage: Eukaryota; Dinophyceae; Suessiales; Symbiodiniaceae
Source: the annotation of a GenBank genome assembly